UUUCUUCAAGGAAAGGCGGCUCUGGAUUAGCCGAGGGCCCAGAGAAAGGGAGCAAGCCCCCCGCCCCAGCCCCAGGCGGCUCCCGAGCCGCGGUGGGGGGGCGGGGGGUCCCACAGGCCUCAGCUUCCAGGUCUGUAGGUGGGCUGCCCACCGUGGGUGCAGGGCUGUCUGGCAGAAGUGUGCUGCGCUCUGCCGGGGGCCGGGCCGGGUGGGGAGUGAGUAUGGGCGCCCCUGCCGUCCCCAGAGCCUCGUGCGCUGGUGCGACUCCUCGCCCUGCAAGAACGGCGGCAGGUGCUGGCAGACCAACACGCGGUACCGCUGCGAGUGCCACAGCGGCUGGACUGGCCUCUACUGCGACGUGCCCAACGUGUCCUGUGAGGUGGCCGCCCAGCGCCAAGACAUCAACGUCACCCACCUGUGCCGGAACGGGGGGCUCUGCAUGGACGCGGGCAACACCCAUCAUUGCCGUUGCCAGGCGGGCUACACGGGCAGCUACUGCGAGGACCAGGUGGACGAGUGCUCACCCGGCCCCUGCCAGAAUGGGGCCACCUGCACCGACUACCCGGGUGGCUACUCCUGUGAGUGCUUGGCUGGGUACCACGGGGUGAACUGCUCUGAGGAGAUCAACGAGUGUGUGUCGCAGCCAUGCCAGAACGGGGGCACCUGCAUCGACCUCACCAACACCUACAAGUGCUCCUGUCCCCGGGGCACACAGGGCGUGCACUGUGAGGUCAACGUGGACGACUGCAGCCCCCCCAUCGACCCCGUCUCCCGGGGCCCCAAGUGCUUUAACAACGGCACUUGCGUGGACCAGGUGGGCGGCUACAGCUGCACCUGCCCACCCGGCUUCGUGGGCGAGCGCUGUGAGGGCGACGUGAACGAGUGCCUGUCCAACCCCUGUGACGCCCGUGGCACCCAGAACUGCGUGCAGCGUGUCAAUGACUUCUACUGCGAGUGCCGCGCGGGCCACACUGGCCGCCGCUGUGAGUCGGUCAUCAACGGCUGCAAAGGCAGGCCCUGCCAGAACGGGGGCACCUGCGCCGUGGCCUCCAACACCGCCCGCGGGUUCAUCUGCAAGUGCCCCGCGGGCUUCGAGGGCGCCACGUGUGAGAACGAUGCACGCGCCUGCGGGAGCCGGCGCUGCCUGAACGGAGGCACGUGCAUCUCGGGCCCGCGCAGCCCCACCUGCCUGUGCCUGGGCGCCUUCACCGGCCCCGAGUGCCAGUUCCCGGCCGGCAGCCCCUGCGUGGGCGGGAACCCCUGCUACAACCAGGGCAGCUGCGAGCCCACAGCCGAGAGCCCUUUCUACCGCUGCCUGUGCCCCGCCAAGUUCAACGGGCUCCUGUGCCACAUCCUGGACUACAGCUUCGGGGGCGGCCUGGGCCUCGACAUCCCGCCGCCGCAGAUCGAGGAGGCGUGCGAGCUGCCCGAGUGCCGCGAGGAGGCGGGCAACAAGGUGUGCAGCCUGGCCUGCAACAACCAUGCGUGCGGCUGGGACGGCGGCGACUGCUCGCUCAACUUCAACGACCCCUGGCAGAACUGCUCGCAGUCGCUGCAGUGCUGGAAAUACUUCAGCAACGGCCGCUGCGACAGCCAGUGCAACUCUGUGGGCUGCCUGUUCGAUGGCUUCGACUGCCAGCGCGCGGAGGGCCAGUGCAAGUGA
Messenger RNA from Leptonychotes weddellii (Weddell seal), 1663 nucleotides. The record is from RefSeq and is a predicted model, not a curated record. Lineage: Eukaryota; Metazoa; Chordata; Mammalia; Carnivora; Phocidae.